UGUCGUUUGGUCAAUUGUUUCAGGUAAAUUCCCUUCGACAUUUGCGCUGACUACUAUUGCUGGCAUGGCAGUGUGUGGCGAAUAUAUUCGCAGUCAAUUUCCAACGAUAGACGAUGAUUUGUAUCAAUAUGUCGAAGGUAUCUUAGACAGCUCGAAAGACGACUUCGAGGAUGCCGACGAAGUGUACGAAGCUAUUGGAGAAGUGUUGCACGAGGUUGCGGAGAAACCAGAGAAUGAGGUUAGACAAAUAUGUGCGAAGUUAUUGGAAAUGUUAAAAGGUGGGACAAAUGAUGGGAAUGUUGAAAGGAGAAAGAAUGGGGUAAAUAAAGUAUUAAAUGCACCUGUCCAUCUGGGUACUAUGGCAGCUACUUUAGAAUCUCAAGUAGAACAAAUAAGGAGUAUAUGGGUCACUACUAGAGAUGAUGGCAUGAAAGUAGAUGCCAAGAAGUUGGAGAAAGCGGAAGCAAAAUUACAACAGAAACAAGAGAAACGUGUUAAUAGCGAGUCAUCUGGACGUGUUAGUAACGUAAAUCACGGUAUAGAGUCGGCAAGCGCGAGUCAAAUGAUGAGUAAAAAGGACAGUCGCAUGGAAACCAAGGGCAGUGUAAAUAAAACUCAAGACAUUAGGAUAGAAAAUUUCGAUGUAGCCUACGGAGACAGAAUUUUAUUGCAAGGAGCUGAUUUAACGCUUGCGUUUGGUAGACGUUACGGUCUUAUUGGUAGAAACGGUCUUGGUAAAACUACUUUGUUGAGAAUGAUUUCUAGUAAACAGUUAAGAAUACCAUCCCACGUACGAGUGUUGCACGUAGAACAAGAAGUUGCCGGUGAUGACACAUCUGCACUGGGUUCCGUGUUACAAUGUGAUCAGGAGCGAAGUAUGUUGCUCAGCAAGGAAACCGAAUUGCAAGUAGCAAUAGAGAAGGAUGGCGGAAAAUCAGGAGACACGUUAGGCGAAGAAUUAGCUAGAGUAUACGAAGCGAUGCAGCUAGCAGAGGUAGAUAAAGCUCCUGCUAAAGCGAGCGCUAUCCUAUCGGGUCUCGGGUUCUCUGUUGAAAGACAAUCGUGGCCAACGAAAUCUUUCUCCGGUGGCUGGAGAAUGAGGCUUGCUCUUGCCAGGGCGCUCUUUUCUAGACCCGAUCUUUUAUUGCUCGACGAACCCACAAACAUGCUUGAUAUUAAGGCGAUUCUUUGGUUGGAAAAGUAUCUGCAAUCGUGGCCAACUACAUUGCUCGUAGUUUCGCAUGAUCGUAACUUCUUGGACACGGUGCCUACCGAUAUAUUGUAUUUACGUGGACAAAAAAUAGAGGCGUAUCGAGGUAAUUACGAACAGUUUUCGAAGACCAAAGGGGAACGCGAGAGAAACCAGCAAAGAGAAUACGAGGCUCAACAAGCCAAGAGAGCCCAUGUUCAGGAGUUCAUUGACCGGUUUCGAUACAAUGCCAAUCGCGCUUCUAGUGUACAGAGUAAGAUAAAGAUGUUAGAGAAGCUACCAGAAUUGAAGCCAAUGGAAAAAGAAGGAGAAGUAACACUUCGUUUCCCAGACGUCGAACCACUGAGUCCUCCAAUAUUACAAUUGAACGAGGUGUCAUUCAGUUAUACCGGAGGAAGCGAUAACGCAAUAUUCACGGGUGUAAAUCUAACCGCCAGUUUGCAAUCUCGUAUAUGUAUCGUGGGAGAAAAUGGAGCAGGUAAAACAACGCUUCUGAAGAUAAUAACAAGUUCUUUGAGUCCAACCAGGGGCACGGUACACGUCCAUCGAAACUUAAAGUUCGGAUACUUCAGUCAACACCAUGUUGACCAGUUGGAUAUGCAUGUAUGUCCGGUUGAAUUGUUGCAAAAUCAUUUUCCAGGUAAACCUAUCGAGGAGUAUAGGAGAAUGCUUGGGAGUUUUGGAAUUACCGGUAAUUUAGCUUUACAAACAAUCAAUUCUCUGUCCGGAGGACAGAAGUCGAGAGUUGCCUUUGCCUUGAUGUGCGCUGCUGUACCAAAUUUCUUGGUUCUCGAUGAACCCACAAAUCACCUUGAUAUUGAGUCGAUCGAGGCAUUAGGCAAAGCACUCAAUACCUGUCAAGCCGGUGUAAUACUAGUCUCGCACGAUGAAAGAUUAAUUCGUAUGGUUUGCACGGAACUUUGGGUAUGUGGAGACGGAUCUGUUCGAUGUAUCGAAGGAGGCUUCGACGAGUAUCGUAAGAUUAUUGAAAGAGAACUCGAAAUUUAAAGAUCGUUUUUUAUUCUGCUGCUCUGUCAUUCGGCAUUGUCCCGUGUCAAGUUACCGAUACGAAUUUGUUCAUUGAUUCCAAUAAAUGCAAGGAAAGAGGACAUUCGUGGAAAAAUGUUUCUUCUUUAUUCUGGGGGCAAUGUGCAUUUUCCGAUUCGUUCAUCGAUGUAGAUAUUUAUCAGCCGCCGUGAAAACCAUUAUACUGCCUGUUUUUAAAUAAAUCUGAGUGCGUUCAUUGAAAUAUCAUUCAUAAUAUAUAUUUUACUGUCAACAAUAAAAUCAAUGAAAUAGACUGAGUUUGGAUUCACAACAAAAUAGGAUUAGGAAAGUAUCACAUUAUUUCACUGCCAGAUACAAUAACUACAUCUAAAAAAAUUCUGAUAU
This is a messenger RNA of Dufourea novaeangliae, 2602 nucleotides long. RefSeq names its product ATP-binding cassette sub-family F member 3. The transcript has 9 exons. NCBI's taxonomy places the organism in Eukaryota, Metazoa, Arthropoda, Insecta, Hymenoptera, Halictidae. The record is from RefSeq and is a predicted model, not a curated record. The coding region runs from base 65 to 2218 and encodes 717 amino acids. Gene Ontology annotation, molecular function: ATP hydrolysis activity; ATP binding.